UCCCGCGUCGUUCCGCUCGUGCGUGGAGCGGUUCUCCAAAAGUUCUGUCGCGCGCGUUUAUCGGCGCGCGACACCUUCGGACGACGCGCCGUUCUCGACACCGGCGUUAUCGCGACGGCCGUUAUCGCGUCGGCGAGGUGCCUCCGUCGAUCGAUCGUAACCCCCGUCGGUUAUCGGCAUCUCCUCGCCUUUACUCGCGCCCGAGUACUCCCGCGCGGCGUCCUCGGCAUUCCGUCGCUCGUAGGUGGCCGAGAAACGACGUUCGCCGCACCUGGAGGCCCGUGGAGCUGCACCGCGCUGCACCUCCGUAGUGCGUCCUGCCUCGUCCCUUCCUUUCUCUCUCUUCAAUGCGCGCUCGCCGCGUGUCCUGAGGUGCAGAAGGUGCGAGCGAAUCGUGAAAUCGCUGAAAGAGGGAGAGAGAGAGAGAGAGAGAGAGAAAGAGAGAGAGAGAGAGAGAGAAAGACAUCGAGAUCGGCUCAUCGGACGAUCCCACCUGAUCUCUGGUGGUCAUCCCCAGGUCUCCUCGCAUCCUACGAUCCCGACGGACGUCGUCUCCACUCGAGACUGAAUUCACCGAAGCCUUCCCCUCCCGCCUCUCCUCGGACACGAUGGACAUCGACGCGGAGACCUGUCUCAAGGACUGGAACGACCUGGCGCAGGACUUCAAGGAACUCGAGGCUCUAAAUAGGGAAUAUCUUGUGAAAUUAGAAGAAAUUGGUGAGCUGCAAGCAAAAUGUGUCAAAGGUAUCUCCCAUCAAAAAUACCGGAUGGGUGUAAUAUCCAAGUCCAUGAAACAAUUGAAUACAAAAGAAGCACGGGAAGAAUUGGAAAAAUCUAUGACGAGGAGAGAUCAGCAGCUCAGAGAGAUUGAGCAAACGUUACCUAAGCCAAAUGGCGUUUACUUACAAAUUAUUCUGGGCAAUGUCAAUGUCUCCAUAUUAAAUAAAAACGACAAAUUCAAGUACAAAGACGAAUAUGAGAAAUUCAAAUUAGUGCUGUCAGUAAUUGGAUUCGUACUGUCCGUAUUAAAUUUAUUUACAAAUAUAAGGACCUUAGAACUUAGUUUUAUGUUUCUCCUUGUUUGGUACUAUUGCACGUUAACGAUAAGAGAAAGUAUACUCAAGGUGAAUGGAUCGAGAAUUAAAGGCUGGUGGAGAUUCCAUCAUUUCCUCUCGACAGUGGUAUCCGCUGUUCUACUAGUCUGGCCAAACGCAGGACCGUGGUACCAGUUUCGUAGCCAGUUCAUGUGGUUCAACGUGUAUAUCAGUGUAGUCCAGUACUUGCAAUUUCGGUACCAACGCGGCGUUUUGUAUCGGUUAAAAGCGCUAGGCGAGAGAGACAACAUGGACAUCACCAUCGAGGGAUUCCAUUCGUGGAUGUGGCGCGGUCUCUCGUUUCUGCUGCCGUUCCUCUUCGCCGGCUAUAUUUUUCAGCUUUAUAACGCGUACACGCUGUACGAAUUAUCGUACCGUGCGGAUGCGACGUGGCACGUAUCAGUGCUCAGCGCCAUGUUUCUCGUGCUAUUUCUGGGUAAUAGCAUCACCACCAUCAUGGUGAUCCCGCAGAAACUCGUCAAGGAACGCAUCAGAGAUCAUCUGUUCGCGUCUAAGCCCGAUCGCGGGAAGGAGGCAAGGACACGCGAUAAGGACAAUAAAGGUGAAAAAAAGAGUGAGUGAAGAAAGAACUCUUUGAAUACUUCCGGCUGGUGAAAAGCUCAACUCAGUUGACUUGGAAGAUAAAUUGGGGGAAAAACAAAUUUGCAAAGAUAAAAUGACUACGCUAUAAAGUGGUGUUGGUGCUGGCUCUAAAACAUAACGAACAGUACUUUGUUGCGUUGAGCAAAGGUGAAUUAAUAACACAUAUACACAUACAUAUACACGACGUGAGCGACUUUGAUCAUAGAUGGAAAAGUUCCCGCGUAUUUUUAUUUACUUUACUCUUGGAUAAAGUCCAUUCUCAAGUGUUCUCGAGAAUAUUCUUUGUACUCUUCAACCGUCCUGAAAUAAACUUGCCUAAUUUCAUCAAUAGAUUUCUCAAUAAAUUUUAACCGAUUUUUUUAAAGGAGAAAAUACCCAUAAAGAUAUUCGUCUUCUGUUUUAUUUUUCAAAAUUAAGAAUCUUCUUUCUAGGCAGAAAUUAUGUUUGAUCUGUUUGAAAUCAAUUGAAUAUUACCACUUAACUUUUUGCCUUAUUUUAUUCUUGUGAAAAACAUUCCUUCAUUUUAAAUUCCUAAUUAAACGUGAUUAUUUGUUUCGAUAUAAUUUAAAUGUUUGGAUUGAAGAAAGUCAAUUUAAGAUUACUCAAAGAGUCACAUCACAAUAUGUUCUGUUUCAUUCCGCAUCCUGCAUAUGAUACUCGUUUGAAUUAUAUCAAGCAUACGCAUUUAUUUUUUUUUUACUCAGCUAACACUCGAUAUUAUGGUUCGAUCAUGACGCGCAAAUAUUGUCGCAAAUAAACAGCGUUCGAUAAGAGGUCAGCUAAUCUAUUUGCGGGAGAUUUAUAUGUAUGUAUAUAUAUGUGCAGGCAGGCAAACACACACACACACACACACACACACACGUACAAAAUGCAUAUGUACAGACUGUUUCUUAAAAUUUACUAGUGAAAUUAAAUAAAAUUACUUUCAAAAAUACUCUGCACACAUACACUUCUACAUUACGUAGUGAAUGCAGAUAUACAUAAAUAUACAUACUUACAUAAUAUAAAUAAAUGCAUAUGCGAUAUCCUGUUUAUUUCACACGAGAUAUCGCACAAAAUGCACCGGAGACGAAUGUAUAAUAUAAAAAUUAUAUAUAAGAUUACAUAUUUUGCUCCAAAUGUAUUUAUUGAAAUGUAUUUACUCAUGUGUAAAUAAAAACGUGCCGAGCCGCCUAAUCCUACACUGAGAA
Messenger RNA from Wasmannia auropunctata (little fire ant), 2887 nucleotides. Its product is annotated as transmembrane protein 120 homolog. Bases 609 to 1676 code for a protein of 355 amino acids. The record is from RefSeq and is a predicted model, not a curated record. The transcript has 6 exons. Gene Ontology annotation, cellular component: membrane. Lineage: Eukaryota; Metazoa; Arthropoda; Insecta; Hymenoptera; Formicidae.